AGGACAUAAAAAACAAUACCCGAAGCCGCCAUCAGCGCCAUGUAUCUCACCGAUAGACUGAACGGCUGUUCGAUUAGGCCAUCCCGACAGUUGAACCACGCCUUUUUUUGGUUCAUGCCCAUAGUACGACCCGAUUACCAGGUCCAGAUGAUAUGCAUGUGGAUGAUCUUUUUCUCGCACAGACUAGUUCGAUACGCCAAACUCUGAGUCUACUCAACGAAUUCCAAAUACUCGGUGCAAAGCAAUUAUAACCCCACGCGUUCUACUUAUAAUCAAACGAAUUAGGCAUCGCAAUCUAAAUUCGCCCGGGAAAAAAA
Messenger RNA from Aspergillus ruber CBS 135680, 317 nucleotides. RefSeq lists its product as uncharacterized. Lineage: Eukaryota; Fungi; Ascomycota; Eurotiomycetes; Eurotiales; Aspergillaceae. The coding region runs from base 40 to 207 and encodes 55 amino acids. The record is from RefSeq and is a predicted model, not a curated record. The transcript has a single exon.